This is a messenger RNA of Vicugna pacos (alpaca), 2182 nucleotides long. Lineage: Eukaryota; Metazoa; Chordata; Mammalia; Artiodactyla; Camelidae. The record is from RefSeq and is a predicted model, not a curated record.
GGAAGCGGAAGUGCUUGCUGGCGGCGCCCGGGUGGUGGCUGCAGCGGCGGCGGAGCGCGCCAUGGAGCACGUGACGGAGGGUUCCUGGGAGUCGCUGCCUGUGCCGCUGCACCCGCGGGUGCUGGGUGCGCUGCGGGAGCUGGGUUUCCCGUACAUGACGCCGGUGCAGUCUGCAACCAUCCCUUUGUUCAUGAAAAACAAAGACGUUGCCGCGGAAGCGGUCACAGGUAGUGGCAAAACACUCGCUUUCGUCAUCCCCAUCCUGGAAAUUCUCCUGAGGAGGGAAGAGAAGUUAAAAAAGAGUCAGGUCGGCGCCAUAAUCAUCACACCCACGCGGGAGCUGGCUAUUCAGAUAGACGAGGUCCUGUCCCACUUCACGAAGGCUUUCCCACAGUUCAGCCAGAUCCUCUGGAUUGGAGGCAGGAAUCCUGGAGAGGAUGUUGCGAGGUUUAAGGAGCACGGUGGAAACAUCAUUGUGGCGACCCCCGGCCGCCUGGAGGACAUGUUCCGAAGGAAGGCCGAGGGCCUGGACCUGGCCAGCUGCGUCAGGUCCCUGGACGUCCUGGUGUUGGAUGAAGCGGACAGACUUCUGGACAUGGGGUUUGAGGCCAGUAUAAACACCAUCCUGGAGUUUUUGCCAAAGCAGAGGAGAACGGGCCUUUUCUCGGCCACUCAGACGCAGGAGGUGGAGAACCUGGUGAGAGCAGGCCUGCGGAACCCCGUGCGCAUCUCGGUGAAGGAGAAGGGCGCCGCGGCCAGCAGCACCCAGAAAACCCCUUCCCGCCUAGAGAACUACUACAUGGUGAGCAUGGGGCGUUCUCGCUGGAACAGAUGUGUGCAUGCUUUGGACUCCAAUGGCUCUAAGCCCUCUCGCCCCUCUUGCAGCACGUGCGCCUGUGUGGAGUACUAUGGAAAGGCCCUGGAGGCCCUGGUGAAGGGCGUGAAGAUAAUGUGCAUUCACGGAAAGAUGAAAUACAAGCGCAACAAGAUCUUCAUGGAGUUCCGCAAACUGCAGAGUGGGAUCUUGGUGUGCACUGACGUGAUGGCCCGGGGAAUAGACAUUCCCGAAGUCAACUGGGUGCUGCAGUACGACCCUCCCAGCAGUGCAAGCGCCUUUGUGCAUCGCUGUGGCCGCACAGCCCGCAUCGGCCACGGCGGCAGUGCGCUAGUGUUCCUCCUGCCCAUGGAAGAGUCGUACGUCAGCUUCCUUGCCAUUAACCAGAAAUGCCCCCUGCAGGAGAUGAAACUCCAGAAAAACACAGCGGACCUCCUUCCAAAGCUCAAGUCCAUGGCCCUGGCUGACAGAGCUGUGUUUGAAAAGGGCAUGAAAGCUUUUGUGUCAUACGUCCAGGCUUAUGUGAAGCACGAAUGCAGCCUCAUCUUCAGAUUAAAGGAUCUUGAUUUUGCUAGUCUUGCUCGAGGUUUUGCCCUGCUGAGGAUGCCCAAGAUGCCAGAGCUGAGAGGAAAGCAGUUUCCAGAUUUCGUGCCCGUGGAUGUCAAUACAGACACCAUUCCAUUUAAAGAUAAAAUCAGAGAAAAGCAGAGGCAGAAGCUACUGGAGCAACAAAGAAAAGAGAAAACAGAAAAUGAAGGGAGGAAAAAGUUCAUAAAAAAUAAAGCUUGGUCAAAGCAGAAGGCCAAAAAGGAAAAGAAGAAGAAAAUGAAUGAAAAAAGGAAAAAGGAAGAGGGUUCUGACAUUGAAGAUGAGGACAUGGAGGAACUGCUUAAUGACACAAGGCUCUUGAAAAAGUUUAAAAAAGGCAAAAUUACUGAAGAAGAAUUUGAGAAGGGGCUGUUGACAAGUGGCAAAAGAUCAGUCAAGACAGCAGAUUUGGGGACGUCAGAUGCGGAGGAUGACGGCUGACUCCCGCCCCUCACGUGACAGGCUGGGGGGCGGGGGACACGACGGGGACAGAGAGCGGGCCCCACCCUCGCGGCCGGCCGGCGUUUGCUGUCUCUGAAAAUCAAAACUUCAGGAGACUCCCGAGAAGAAUCGCCUCUCCGAAAGCUGUCGCUUCAGACUGGGGAGGUAUGAGGGCUGCACACUCGUGUUUUACUAAAAAUGCACUGGCUUUGAAGAAGCCUGGCAGAAGAGAAAGUGGGAUUCUUUGGGUGUAAAUAAUAGAUGUCAGUAUUUAUUUUGAUGGGUCACUUAGAAUUAAAGAGCUCAUUUUUUGGGUGA